CAGGACUGGUACUUCGGGGACCUGGGGUGCCGCAUCCUGCUCAGCCUGGACCUGCUCACCAUGCACGCCAGCAUCUUCACCCUCACCCUCAUGUGCACCGAGCGCUACCUGGCUGUCACCCGGCCCCUGGACACCCUGAAGCGGUCGCGUGGCUACCGGAAGGAAAAAUGGUCGGUCUCGCUGCUCCUUACUCUGCCCAUGAUGCUGAUGGUCACGCUGACCGAGGGGGGCAAGGCAGAGGGCAAGGUGAAGAGGAUGUGUGCGCCCACCUGGAGCGUGGAUGCCUACCGGACCUACCUGACGGUGCUCUUCAGCACCAGCAUCAUGGCCCCGGGAAUCAUCAUUGGCUUCCUCUACACGCGCCUGGCCAGGACCUACCUGGAGUCCCAGAGGAACCCCCCCCACAAGGAGAAGAGCAAGAGGUCCCCCCGGCAGAAGGUCCUCAUCAUGAUUUUCAGCAUCGUGCUGGUCUUCUGGGCCUGCUUCCUGCCAUUUUGGAUCUGGCAGCUGGUACGACUCUACAGCAGCUCCCUGCAGCUCACCACCCAAACCCAAAAGUGCAUUAACUACCUGGUCACCUGCCUGACCUACAGCAACAGCUGCAUCAACCCCUUCCUUUACACCCUGCUCACCAAAAACUACCGGGAAUACCUGCGCAACAGGCACCGCAACUUCUACAGGUUCACAUCCUCCUUUCGCAAGAGGGGCUCCAACCUGCAGUGCUCCUGGGGACGGUCCAUGUCCUCCAGCAACCAGUACGACUACAGCUCGGAGGCCCUGGGCAUGGCCACGCUGAAGGACAAGUGA
Molecule: messenger RNA, 807 nt
Organism: Pelecanus crispus (Dalmatian pelican)
Lineage: Eukaryota; Metazoa; Chordata; Aves; Pelecaniformes; Pelecanidae
Product: urotensin-2 receptor-like
Biological process (GO): blood vessel diameter maintenance; regulation of blood pressure; neuropeptide signaling pathway
Cellular component (GO): plasma membrane
Molecular function (GO): urotensin II receptor activity
Source: RefSeq, a predicted model, not a curated record